AAACCGCAUAAGAUCAUUAUACGUAAAGCUGAAUGAUCAAGUUGAUUUAGGUUAAAUAAUACAUUAUCGUAAACUGCUAAUUUGACUUGAGACUAAACGCAUGAUUUUCGUACAGGUGCUGUGGUAAUUUGUAGCACAUCUAAUCACGCCAUCAAAUGUCUUAGGUCCAUAUGCUAAUUUUUACAAUAAUACUAAUCUCAAAUGAGUAAACUGGCUAUAAGCGCCUAACAAUACAACGGUUGAACUUAUUGGGAACUGCAUUACAUUGAUAGCUAAGCUCCGUCUCCUACAUUUUUGCCUGUUGUUGCCUAGUGCCUACUCUCUUCAGCUUGCUCUUCCCAUGCACACGUUUUUACUAAUUUUUUAUAUAAUUUCAGUCAAAUAUGUAAUCUUGUUUUUCCCCUUUUAAUUUACUUUUAAAUCCAUUUAUUUUUUUGAAAACUAUUGCAAUACUAACUCCUUUGUUAAUAAAGCAUUAAAAUUUUAACAUUUAGUUAGAAAAAUGGAGUCAGCAACUGAUUCAUGCAAUUUCCACAAUGCGUUUCUGAUACCGCUCUGAUUUACAAUCAGCACUUGAGCCUAAACUUUAAAAUUAUUCAGACAUGCCAACAAUGUGACAGAAUUAUGGAUAUAGAUUUGAGAUUUGUGGUACUUUUGAUUCAUAUGAUAAAUUUCAAAAACAUAAAAUGUUGAAAGAAGAGCCACCUACGUAGCAUGAAGUAAAGAGAGAGAGAGAAAGUCUUAAGGAGAAAGAAACAGAGCAUCUCUUUCUCUGUCCAUGUUCACAAUAAACCCAACACAACUCUGUCAAAAAGCUUCACACUCUCUUCUCCUUCCCCACCUCUUUGCUCCCUCUCUCUCUCUCUCUCUCUCUCUCUCUCUCUCUCUCUCUCCCUUCUCCAUAAAAAGAGCAUCACUCUCUCAGAAAGUUCCAACAUUUUAACACACUCAAAGCUUUAAAAAAUCUUCUUUUCUUUCAAACAUGACUUCUGAUCUCAACGACUCACGUCGAGUAACUAUUAAACUUCCUCACGGAGGAGCUGCGGCGGAGCAGCAAGAGCAGCUCCCUUGUCCUCGCUGUGAAUCAACCAACACAAAGUUCUGCUACUACAACAACUACAACUUCUCGCAGCCUCGCCAUUUCUGCAAGUCUUGUCGCCGUUACUGGACUCAUGGUGGUACUCUCCGCGACAUUCCCGUCGGUGGCGUUUCCCGCAAAACCUCUAAACGCUCUCGAGCUUUCUCCUCCGUCGCCCCCGGAAGCCGAAAUUUCCCGUUACAAGCGACGCCUGUUCUUUUCCCUCCGUCUUCCUACGGUGGCGGGAAGGGAAACACGUCGUCGCUCUACGGUGGUUUCACCACUUUACUCGGCAACAACGCCGCCGCGAGCAGAGAUGGGCCUGGUGGUGGUUUUAAUGGGCCGGAAGGGUUUGGACUUGGGCUUGGUCAUGGGUUGUAUUUAGAUGAGGUCAGGUUUGGGCAAGGGAUAACGGCCUGGCCGUUUUCCACUGGAGCCACUGAUGCUGCUACAAGCCAUGUGGUUCCAAUACACGCGACUUGGCAGUUGGAAGGUACUGAGAACAGAGUCGGGUUCGUGGCUGGAGACUACUUAGCAUGAGACUCACAUCAGCUUCUUCUUAGCUUUUAGUUCCUACUCUUAACUUUCAGACGUUUAUGGUUAUUUUUGGUUAUGACGUUUAUUUGGUUUUUUUUGCUCUAGUGUUCAUCCCAAAUUUGGUAAUAUUGGAUUAGAAGUAUCCACUUUUUUUUUUUGGUUUUCAAAUUAAAUCAUCUAUGAUGUUAAUGAGGGUUUUCUCGGAGGCAUUGCUCAAGCAGAUUCGCAUCUCUCUAUUUUUUUCUCCGUAAAAGUAAAUCAACUUUGGAAACAUUAGGGAGAGGCAAAGUGUUUACAUAUUUACACACGAAAUGCAUGUAGGAGAAAACAUAGUGUUGACUGGAGUUAGGCUGCAACCAGUA
Molecule: messenger RNA, 1977 nt
Organism: Brassica napus (rape)
Lineage: Eukaryota; Viridiplantae; Streptophyta; Magnoliopsida; Brassicales; Brassicaceae
Product: dof zinc finger protein DOF5.8-like
Exons: 1
Coding region: 983-1618 (211 amino acids)
Biological process (GO): regulation of DNA-templated transcription
Molecular function (GO): DNA-binding transcription factor activity; DNA binding
Source: RefSeq, a predicted model, not a curated record